Molecule: messenger RNA, 3015 nt
Organism: Cryphonectria parasitica EP155
Lineage: Eukaryota; Fungi; Ascomycota; Sordariomycetes; Diaporthales; Cryphonectriaceae
Exons: 3
Biological process (GO): siRNA processing
Cellular component (GO): nuclear RNA-directed RNA polymerase complex
Molecular function (GO): RNA-directed RNA polymerase activity
Source: RefSeq, a predicted model, not a curated record
CCCUCUGUAUCGGCAUCUGACAUGAAAAUGUUAGCGACCACCCCAUCCUUCGCAGCGAAUGCUCCUUUCAGCGCGCUCUGGGAGGUAACCAGGGUCGCCUUGCACUGCAAUGUCGAUGUAUCGGAUAUCGACUUGCAGUGGCGCGACGACUGGAGGGAUCUCAAUGUUUUCUGGACCAGCCUGAAGGGUCACCCGGCUCUCCUCGGGAAAACGCUCCCAGUUAAAUCAGACCCUCAUGCCUGGAAACUUAGCCUCGAGGAGGACUCUACGUCCAGUGGACAGGCUGUGAUAUUAACAGCCUCCAUACAUGCUGACAAGUCGAAACUCGACCCGCCGAUGCGGCUGGAGCUCCACCCCUUAAAGGUAGAGCAAAGCUCCCGCCUACUUCGUCGCUUCGGGUGGGAUCGAUUUCUCGAGGUUCGGCUCCUUGCCGUCGAUUCUUGGCAGGCUACUGAUGAGCAGGAUUUGGAGGCUGCUGUUGCCCGGUGGCUUGCCAGUGGGCCUCAUCACUUCAUAGGCCGCCAGUGGUCGGCGUUCUAUAUUCGUGACCGGCCAUUCAAGUUGGAAGAACCUCAGCAGAGUUCUCACAAUGUGCCUGUGAAGACGCUUUUCUAUGAUAGAGUUCUGUUCUUCGCUGAGAGGGGACGUGAUCUUCCACUGACAAAAAAACCUCGAUUAAGCGCAUCUGCUGAAACCAGUAUUACUCCGAAAUAUCCCAGAACGGCUCUGGAUAGGAAUGCCAUGUUAGACUGGCUUCUAAACUGGGAAGCCAACGGGCAACAGUCUUACCUCAAGCUUUUCCAUCGCAUCGCUCUUGGGCUGAGCAAGACAAGUCCGGUCAUUGUACUACAGCAGGAGCAAGUUCGCCAACAAGCCAGAGACAUCAAGUCAAAAUCGGGCAAGGGCGAGGCCAUGAACGACGGCGCAGGGAGAAUCUCACCCAGCCUGAUGAGAAAGGUCCGCGACGGGCUUGGCCUGCAGUCGAUUCCCAGUGCCAUACAGGGCCGACUUGGGAGCGCAAAAGGAAUGUGGGUCGUUGACAUCAAGGACGUCGGCGGCGAGGAUUGGAUCGAGACGUGGCCUCUCCAGAGGAAGUGGGAGUGUGACAUGGCCGAACCGGCACACAGGACUCUAGAAGUCCGGUCCUGGUCUACUGAACUUACCUCAGCAAGCCUGAAUGUCCAAUUCUUACCGAUUUUGGAGGACAGAGCCCUUGACCCCAAGGCCAUGAGGGAAAAAUUCGUCCAGAGCAUGAACACGGAAUCAGAGCAACAGACCGAGGCCCUCAAGGCAGCCAUGCAGCAAGCAGAAUCCUUCAGAAAAUGGAUCCGCGAACAAUCUCCUCAGAACUCGUACCGCAUGGGUGGUACCAGUGUACCCUUCCUAGGUGGUCUUCCACAGGGCACCGAAGAUAUCAUGAGCUUCCUCGUCGACGGAGGCUUCCAGCCCACCCAGCUCAAAUUCCUGCACGAUCUUGUCUUCCAGAAGAUGAAACAAAAAGGAGACUCGACUAAGCAGGAUCUCAAGAUCAGAAUCCCCAGGUCCACGUACGCAUACAUCCUGCCAGACUUCUGGGGGGUCGUCAAGCCCGGAGAGGUCCACCUGUGCUUCUCGUCCAAGUUCAACGAUGGUUCCGACGAGCUUUCUGAUCUGGAUGGCCUCGACGUCCUCGUCUCUCGAUCACCAGCCCAUCUCCCCAGCGAUGUCCAAAAAGUAAGGGCAACCUAUCAUCCUGAGCUCCGCCACCUCCGCGACAUCGUCAUCUUCUCCACCAAGGGCGAUGUUCCUCUGGCCUCUCUACUCUCGGGUGGUGACUAUGACGGAGACAAGGUCUGGAUCUGCUGGGACGCCGAUAUUGUGAACAACUUUGAGAACCACCCCUUGCCACCAAAACCAGAUUUCUCGCCGUAUUUAGCCAAGGACCGGGCCACAUUGAGAGAUCUCCAAGUUGAGCACGGGAACGGCGACUAUGUGAAUGUGAUGCUCGAAAAAGCAUUUUGCUUCAACCUCAGACAAAAGCUCCUCGGAUCCUGUACAUCGUACAAAGAAAAGUUAUGUUAUCACUGCUAUCGGGUCUGCGACGAGGUUGCCAUCAAGAUCAGCUGGCUGCUCAGCGAACUUGCUGAUCAGCCAAAACAAGGCAUCCUCUUUGGACAAAACGACUGGAACCGUUUCCGAGACGACGUCGUAGGAACGAGACGACAAUAUCCAGCACCGGCUUACAAGUCGGCCCUCCAGCUUUCUUCCAUGAGCGCUGAACCUAGACACAUUAUCGACUACCUCAUGUACGAAGCAAAGAAAGUUGUCGACAUCGCGCUGACCGACCUUCACAAAUUCUUGGGCUCUUGCGGCGCAAGCACAAUCGACCGGGACGUCAAUGCCUACUGGAAUCAGUUUGAGAUUGACUUUGGCGGGAUGCGACUCAGGGGGAAACCGCGCAACACAUGGUUUCCAGCCCUUCGCGACGGGCUGAGGUCUGACGUAGAGGCGUGUUUGGCUGAAUGGGAUCGUGCGAUGCGCUCUGGCGUCAAAGACUAUCGCGACAAGGUCAAGCACAUACACACAAAAUGGAAAGAGAUCCAACCCCGGUUUGGGGUUGAGCAAGAGGGCAUGAGCGAGUCUGCCGAGGCGGUUGAAAAGUUCCUGAUGGAGUCUGGAUGGACGGUGGCGGAGCUGAGCCGGUGGGAGCUGCUCAAGGCCAGCUUCGCAUUCAAGCACUACCACCGACGCCGUUUCGUCUGGCAGAUGGCUGGCAGGCAACUGCAGGCCAUCAAGGCUCUUUCCGUACGAUGUGAUGGCGCGGUAUCUUCACAGCAGCAGCAGCAGCAGCAAGAGAAUGUGCCGAUACUCGUGACCUCCAACAUGUAUGCAGCCCUCAAACCAGACAACACCUAUAUCAAACGGCUCGUCGCGAUGGAAGGAGGAGAUGGAUUCAUUGUACCUGAUGUGGGUCCAGAUGUCUCAGUGGGCUUAGAGGGACUGCCAUGGGGAGCCAGCCAGCAAGAGGAUGAUUGA